Funneliformis mosseae is the source of this 208-nucleotide messenger RNA. Lineage: Eukaryota; Fungi; Glomeromycota; Glomeromycetes; Glomerales; Glomeraceae. The record is from the annotation of a GenBank genome assembly.
AUUUUGUGAAUUAAUUUCAAUUACAACUGAUUUAUGGACAGCUAAAAGCAAAACAGGAUAUAUAGGAAUCAUAGAACAUUGGUUAGAUGAAAAUUUUAAAUCUUAUGAUAUUUUAAUUGGUUUUGAAAAAAUUUUAUAUCUACAUACAGCUAAUUCUAUUGCCAUUUAUUUAGAAAAAUAUAUUGAAGAUCAUAAUAUUGAAAAAAAA